UAUGCGAUGAGUGGAGGCGUUUAUGGCGGCGACGAGGUGGGUGCUCUUGUGUUUGACAUUGGCUCUUACACUCUGAGAGCAGGCUAUGCAGGAGAGGAUACUCCAAAGGUUGACAUUCCUACAACUGUUGGAGUUAUUCGUAACUCAGAGUCGGCAGAUGCACAACCUAUGGAAACAAAUGAAGAAGCUGUUGCUGAAGAGUCAACAGGCCACAAGUAUUUUAUCGGUACAAAUUCUUUGCGAGUUCCUCAUGUAGGAAAGGAAUUGAUCAACCCAGUGAAAGAUGGAAUGAUUGAAGAUUGGGAUAUUAUAAAGCUUUUAAUUGAUCACGUGUAUCAGAAGCAUUUUUACAGUGAGGCCAGCGAACAUCCUGUUUUAUUCUCUGAAUCAGCGUGGAACACUCGAGCCAAAAGAGAGAAACUGACUGAAAUGAUGUUUGAACAAUACAAUGUACCAGCUUUCUUCUUGUGUAAAUCGGCCGUGCUGACAGCAUUUGCCAACGGUCGUACCACCGGGCUGAUUAUUGACUCGGGAGCUGAUCAAACUGCUGCUGUUCCUGUACAUGAUGGAUAUGCACUGCAACAAGCCAUAGUUAGGUCUCCAUUGGCUGGAGAGUUUCUGACUUCACAGGCCAGAUCUCUCUUUGCAGAACGAAAGAUAGAUGUCAUACCAUCGUAUCUAGUUGCGAACAAGGAACUUGUUGCCGAGAACAGUCCUGCUGUCUUUACAAGAAAGAAAGUGCCUGAAGUGACUGAUUCAUAUCAUUACUACAUGGUGAAGGAAGUUGUUCAUGAUUUUAAGUGCUCGGUUUGCCAAGUUGCUGAUGGUCCAUUCGAUGACAGUAUGACAAGCAUGCCCACUUUGCCAUACUAUUUCCCCGAUGGCUAUAACACUAGCUUUGGUACAGAAAGAUUUAAACUCACAGAAGGACUCUUUAAUGCAACAGGAAUCAACUUAAAGGGUGUGCAUGGUGGUGGUCUUCUUGGGAUUCCACAAGUUGCAACAACCAGUGCAGGAAUGUGUGAUGUUGACAUCAGAUCUGGUAUUUACAGUUGUGUCUUACUGUGUGGAGGCAACUCGCUUCUACCAGGAUUUACUGACAGAAUCACACGAGAGUUGACAAUGAGAACACCACCUAGCAUGCGGUUGAAAGUCAUUUCGAACAACAGCACAAUCGAGAGACGAUUUAGUUCGUGGAUAGGCGGGUCCAUUCUGGCAUCAUUAGGUACGUUCCAACAGAUGUGGAUAUCACAGCGCGAGUACCAGGAACAAGGUAAAGCGUGCGUCGAGCGCAAGUGUCCGUAGGCGUCUCUCUCUUUUCUUCUCGAUUGAGAAAUCAUGGAUGACGGAAUUUAGUGAAUUCACACUUGCGGUCGGUGCAUGUCCUUUGACUGGACGAUGCAUGCUUGGUUGUAAACGGAUAGGCAGAUUAACUAUGUAAUUCGAUAGAAGUGCAGAAGUGAGGUAAAGAGGUUUGUG
Corticium candelabrum is the source of this 1479-nucleotide messenger RNA. RefSeq names its product actin-like protein 6A. The record is from RefSeq and is a predicted model, not a curated record. Gene Ontology annotation, molecular function: chromatin binding. Gene Ontology annotation, biological process: chromatin remodeling; nervous system development; regulation of transcription by RNA polymerase II. NCBI's taxonomy places the organism in Eukaryota, Metazoa, Porifera, Homoscleromorpha, Homosclerophorida, Plakinidae. The transcript has 16 exons. Gene Ontology annotation, cellular component: NuA4 histone acetyltransferase complex; SWI/SNF complex. Bases 7 to 1305 code for a protein of 432 amino acids.